AGAACUUAACAUGACUCUGGGCGUCCUCAGUUGUAUGGGGAAGAGAAGUAUUGUAGCUGCCAAUGUACAAAUGGGGAAACAGAUGUAACUAUUUUGCUAAAAGUCCCGCUUUAAAGCAGUAUCUGAGUUGCAAACAGGACCUGGGUGACCAGGCUGGAUGAGAAUGUAUUCUAGUAACUUCUGUUUUUCAGGGAGACUGUGUUGUACCAAGCUGUAAGAUGUUGUCAUCUAAAUCUAUCCUAUAUUCACAUACUGACACUGUAAUAUAGUUCUGAGUAUCUUCUAAUAAUUAAAGAGACGUCCCGUUAGUUUCCCUUGGAGGUAGGGAAAAAAAUUAAUCCCCAACAGGAGAAAACAUGCCGGCAGAUUUCAUGGUGUUACUCUUUGAAAUGUGGCUGUGUACCAUGUGGAUGGGUCUCCUGUCUGUAUCCCAGAGGUUCCAUGUAUUCUUAAAUUGCUAGUUUUAAAGAAGGAUAAGUUUGUUUAUGUAGAUGUUGAUGUGGUAAUUUCUUACUGCAUUCUGUAAUUCAGGCUGAAUGGCUACACUAAAGAAUUUGGCCUUUUUUUUCCCCCUCCCAGCCGCAAAGUUGUAAUCCCUUUGCCAUAAUUCCAGCCAGCAUUACAUGUAUAUUAAACCCCAAAUCCCGUACCAAAAUACAGCUCAGUGUUGUCUGAAAAGUUGUGGAGGUUUAUUUCAGCUGGAAGAGAAAAGGUUUAUUUGCAAUAGUCGUUACUAAAAGUUAGUCUUUUUAAAUGCAGUAAAACAGGGAUAUCAAUUUACGCCUCAUACCUGCUCCUGGAGUCAUUUUGUAGUUGAUAGGAGCAGCACUAUUAAGUUUAGAAUCCACAGUGCUAGUCAAAAUGUCCUGUGUUCGCAGCUCCUGGAGCAAAACUACUGUACCUUGAGUGGGAACUGUUAGAGAAUUUGUUAGUGUGCAAGGGCUCAGAGGCGUCAGCGCUAGGUAAAUCUGAAAUAGUGUCUUGGUGAGCCACUUUGCUUUCCUCGAGUCAGUGAAUUGGUGUUUAGACAUUCUCCAAUCUAUGUCUAAUUAUUAACAGAAACCCCAGAUUUUGACUGGGGAGGUUACGGUAGGGCUGGCGGAGUGGUGUUACCUGGCUCGGGGCAGUGGCCGUGCAAAGGGUUUGUAAGGGAAAGCCUCCUCUUUCUAAGAAUUAGUCUGAAUAUUGAAGUUACAUAUAUAUAUAUAUUUUUUUUUAAUUUUGCCACCUGUUUCACUAUUUAUUUUUGUAGAUGAUUGUUGAGACUAGCUGUUCGUGAGCACCCAGGUUAAUUUGGCGAUUCCCCACUGGCCGCUUUGGCCUGGUCACAGACGGAUGGGGCUGGGGAAGCUUUGUGUGUCUGUGUUGGGAGCGGAGGAGGUCUCGUUAGCGCUCAGCGCGCCGGGGCAGGCACGGCCGUGUACACACAGCACAUAUAAACAAUCACACGAUAUAUAUCUCUCUACUGUUUGUUUAACUCCGGCGAGGGUCGGCCCGCACCGGAAGGCCUACUCCUGCCGGGCCGCUCUGCCCCGCGCCUCGUCUGCUCCGGGGGAGCGGCGCGGGGCCGCGCAGGCGCACUCGGCCCGAGGGGAGCGGCCGCGCCCGGGGCCUCCUCGCCCCGCUCAGGGCCGGCGGGGCCGCGGUGUGGAUGCUGCGGGGCUCCGGGGGGCGCCUUACCCCGCCGCGGGGCUCCGGGGGAGCCCUGCCUCGUCCCGGGCCUGUCAGCCGGGCCGGCGGCGGUGGGCUCAGCCCUGCUGCGGUGACCGGGCCCGGCCGGCGGAGCUGGGCUGGUCCUGCAGAAAGCGCCUGUGGAGGCUUCGCUUAGAAACGGGCCCGGGGCGGCGCGGGCUGGGUGUCACCGGCGCUGGUGGCGCUUUGUCACCCGGCGUUGCCACUAUGCCACCCCUCCCUCAGGAGGGGCUGCCCUCAGCAUACACAGGGCCGCUUGGCGUCCUGAGAACUUGGCAAAACCAGGGGGUAAUGAGCGUGGCUAAUGGACGGCAUCAGAGCACAUGUUGCUGUUUUCCUCCUCGUGUUACAAAGAACAGGAGUCCGAUGAAAUUUAAAGACAGAAAAAUUCAAGUAUACCGACUCAGAAGAGCACAGUACAGUCACAAUAAACUUUGUGCUGAACAGGCGGAGGCGUCCACAUCUGCAGCAGUUUUGCACGGGUCGAGAGGAAGGCGGCUGCAGGGCUGCAGGUGUGACCUGUUCACGGUGGUUCCAAGUACGAGAACGCCUUCCCCGUCAGGUUUGUUGUGCUAAUUGUUCAUAAGAAGCAUCAAACUCUGCGCUGCUGGUGCUCCUUUCUUCAGAUCUGGGGUCCCUGAAAAGGUCUCAUCCAAACACAGUCCCAAGCCAAAACUACGAAACUGGGAUCUUCACAAAUGUGAUUAGCUUCACUAGUGUGAGCAGUCCCCUUGGGAUUCUUCACCAUUGUACAGACAAAUGUGUGUAAUUGCAGAAUCAAGGCCUUAGGCUGUGAGAAGUGAAGAAAUCACAGCUUGAGGUGGUAUAUCUGUAGCUUCUUUGUGGGAGGUUUUGUAUUAAUAGUCAAUUAAUUCAAUGUGUCAAACAAAUAAAGCUUUAAAUAUUUAGAGAUUAGGAGGUGCUUAAUAAAAAAUUUACAGGGAAAAAGGAAGAUUCCCUGAUCACUACAGUGGCAUGCAGUUAUUCAAAAUAAAGUAGGUAGGAUAACAUAGACAGAUCAUUAAAUACUUUGUGUUUACCAUGUCAAGACUCUGUGAGAACAGCCAUUGAUGUAUACCAAAUACAGAGGAGAGGAAGAGCCUUAUCAUCUGGCCAGACUUCCCUACCUAGUGUUUUUAUUCGAGCAUUUUACUGUUUAUGGAAGCUGUCCCAGGCACAGACUAUGCCUUAUUUUUUGGAAGGGGAAAGAUGUCAUCAGCCGACAAUCUGCUGUAAUGUGGGAGUUGGCAAGGUGGCGUCCUCCACCUCUCCUUUUGAUGGGGCUCCUCAGUGCAGGAAAGAAUGAGAAUCUGGUUGGACUGCAGGUGGGAAACAAGUGACCAGAGACCCCUGACAUUUGUGAGCAGCCCCAGCCCCAGUGCUCUGUUUGAUUUGUUAAGUCCCUGGAUAAAACAAUUAUCUGGCCUUCUCUCCCUGAUUUCAUUAAUCUUUCUAAUGGAAGAGCUUCAACAGAGUGUCCCCCCUGUAGCAUUGGAGUAUUCUGGAGAGGAAGAGCUGUGGGUUCAAAAUUUGGGGUGCCUGACAUCUUUAGAAGGUGUAAACUCAGCUGUUGCACUAGUCACUGUUAUAAACCCUUGCUUGGAUCCAGCCCUUGGGCCAUACGAACACCGCGUAGGCAGUGGCAAGUUAGGAGGCAUUCUUUUUAUUUCAUAAAAGCUUUUGGGAUAAAACCAGUCGAAAACUAGGAGAUCAAAGAAGAACCGUGUGUUAUUGUACACGUGUGGACAGUUUUGUUGAACAUGAGUCUCCACAGUUAAUCUCCAGAAAACUCUUCAUAUUGAAAUAUGGUCUGAGAGGCAAAGGAAAAAAGAGCUACAUAUAAACAAAAAUAAAAGUAUGUAAGAAUAAAAGGUGAGAACCCAUUAAAAACCCUGUGCUGCUCUGCUUUUGCUGUGCACUCCAAGUUGUCGUUUUGGAAAAGGAUGUGCCUUGGAUUAUGUGUGUGUGUGUGCAUAGGAGAGGAGAGGGCUUUUUGAGUUGAUUAUUAUAGAAGCUGUAAGUAAUUAGGUAGUAGUAUUGAAAAUAAACAGGGUUUAGGGUUUGGGUUGUUUUUUUUUGCUUGGCGUUGUUACUGCACCGUGAGUUUGUCUCAUCCUGCAGCUCCCAUCAGCAGAGAACGAAAAAUAGGCAGAACUUUUUAGACUCUUUGAUAAUGACUGUAAUUAGCAUCACAAGCUAUGGAAAUUGCAGUAUUCCCUAAAGGUUUCUUGUCAUUCUCCCAUGUUUCUGCGCUUGAAAACAAAGAUUUUUAAGACAAGGUAUCUUCUGUAUUUGGUACUGUCCCACUCAUGGUGAUGUUCCAGCCCCCAUGGCUGCGGGAAUCCGUUCUUAAUGCUUGUGUCAGAGUCGUAUUUCUGAGCUGGUCUGUGUGAAAGCUGUUUCCUGCCAGAAAGUAAACACGCUACUUUUAAACAGUGUAUGUUGUUCAGCAUCCAAAAUGAAGCCUUUUUCUUUAUGAUGUGGUCAUAGCACGUAGCGUGGGAUUUUCGGAGCUAGUGAAAAUGUUAGUAAGAGAAAGUGCGUUUUAAAAUCCCAGUAUGUGAAUGUUUUAAUCAGGAAUUCGAUGAUGUCAUAAAAUAAAUUAUUUUUGCCCUUAAAACAUGUGCCAGGGCUGGGUCAAACUACAGCAUAAAGGCAGUAUUAUGGUAUGAUGGCGCUGACUGAUUUAUUAGAGCCCUUGCCGUAGAGGCCGUUAGCAUCGGAGGUGGGUAGAUUUCUCCUGCCCGAGCCUCCACCUGUAGCACGGGGUGAUCAGUCCUCAACUCGCCCGAACUGAAAAGAUCUUGUGUUUCUUUCCUUGUUUUUCAAUUUGGGUCAUUAACUGCCGUGUCUGAUUCAUUUCGAAGCUGAAUAAUUCUGACAGCUGACAAUUUGGUACACAUACCAGAGGCUGAGCUGCGGAGCCGCAAAGCUGGCGAGGCUCCUGCGGCCCCAGCAGAGGCUCUACCUGCUGCACCCCGGCAGCUCCGGCACAAAGGGGAUGCCGGACACGUAUUCCCUGGGGAACUAAUUGGUCAAAGUAAGGUCAUCCCAAGCAUCUGCAACCCACCUUUGUGUUUAUCCUGGAUAAACCUUUGGUUACAAACCAGCAAAUGCAUCCACGUUCUUUUCAAAGCUCGGAGUUGAACUGCUCAGUCGCAGCAUCAGAUUAUUAAUAGCACUCUUCGUUAUCUUCACCGUUUGUUUAUUAUUUAUAUUUCUGUUCAUUUUGAAGUUUGUUUGGGUGUGAAGAGAAGAUCAUGGGUUCACGGGUUUGUCCAGAAUUCUGCCACACAAGUACAAUGUUCAGUAAUUGUAAAUAUUGUUAUUUUUAUUACUUCAUGUUAUUGCUGUCAUGAUGGGAAUAGAAGGAUUUAGCUCUAGAAAUACGGUACUUCACACAGACUGAGAGGCAAAUUGUCUUCAAUGACUGACCAAAAGCGGGAAGAAGGCAGAAAUGCCAUCUCUUUUGAAUUAAUUAUGAACCACACAGCUCUUGCUAUUAUCUGUUUACACAUUAUUGGCCUUGUGAUGUGCUGGUGAGAGAUUUCCUUUCACUGUCUGCUCCAAACGUACGUUAAGUCCAAUUUCAUUAAAAAGGCU
This is a messenger RNA of Chroicocephalus ridibundus (black-headed gull), 5295 nucleotides long. RefSeq lists its product as uncharacterized. The transcript is spliced from 2 exons. NCBI's taxonomy places the organism in Eukaryota, Metazoa, Chordata, Aves, Charadriiformes, Laridae. The coding region runs from base 1336 to 2268 and encodes 310 amino acids. The record is from RefSeq and is a predicted model, not a curated record.